AUGGCCGUGAUGGCCGUGGCCGUGGCAGCCGUGGCAGCCGUGGCCGUGGCCGCAGUGGCCGUGGGCGUGGGCGUGGUUUCCGUGGGCGUGGUGGCCGUGGGCGUGGUGGUCGUGGCCGUGGCCGUGAUGGCCGUGGCCAUGGUGGCCGUGUUUGUGGUGGCCGUGGCCGUGAUGGCCGUGGCCGUGGUGGCCGUGGUGGCCGUGGUGGCCGUGGGCGUGGUUUCCGUGGGCGUGGUGGCCGUGGGCGUGGUGGUCGUGGCCGUGGCCGCGAUGGCGGUGGCUGUGGUGGCCGUGGCUGUGAUGGCCGUGGCCGUGAUGGCCGUGGCCGUGCUGUCCGUGGCCGUGGUGGCCGUGGUGGCCGUGGUAGCCGUGGUGGCCAUGGCCGUGCUGGCCCCUGGCCGUGUGGCCGUGGGCGUGGGUGUGGUUUCCGUGGGCGUGGUGGCCGUGGGCGUGGUGGUCGUGGCCGUGGCCGUGAUGGCCGUGGCCAUGGUGGCCGUGUUUGUGGUGGCCGUGGCCGUGAUGGCCGUGGCCGUGGUGGCCGUGGUGGCCGUGGUGGCCGUGGCCGUGGUGGCCGUGACCCUGUGGCCGUGA
Molecule: messenger RNA, 591 nt
Organism: Prorocentrum cordatum
Lineage: Eukaryota; Dinophyceae; Prorocentrales; Prorocentraceae
Source: the annotation of a GenBank genome assembly